AGCUAAUGUUGGCUACUUUGGGAGACAGAGUCAAGCCUGUCUGCAAAGUUACACUCUUGGGUUACGCUAUGUAAGGAAACAAAUUUGUAACUUGGGGGUGCUUCUAUAGUUGGCCUCAUUAUUGUGGCUUCUGAGGCAUGAAGCAUAUUUCACUGGCUGAAUCUGGUGUGCCAGCUGUGUCCUUCUAAACAGAGAUUGGUUACAAUUCUCAUCUAGUAGCUCAAUUAGCCACCGGUAAUUAACCACUGUUUUAUUUUGAUGGUCUUUGAAGAUUGCUUGAACAAGUUGGUGCAAAACAUAGCUAGAUUACUUUUGGUCUGAAUAAAUGGACUAUGCAGUCCGUCUCUGACAGUUUUUACAUGCCAGGUAGGUACAGACCAGGCAGCUGCACAUCCUUGGGUUGCACAAAACCAGGAAAUUGCCAUAAAUAACAUAAACAUCACCUACACUUAGGCUGACAUUUGUGAUUAACAGAGCUUUUUCAGAACAUAAGUUUUCUGCAAAGUCAAAACAUACCAGUCACAGCAAGCCGCCAAGAUUUCCUCAGAGUGUCCAGUUGCUUUGCUGCUCCUUGCUGAGCCUGUUACUAUUAAUGAUGCUGCUGAAAGAUUCUUUGUUCUGCAGUGUGAUUUGGCAUGCUGUCCUCUAAGUUAAGUAUUACGGUGCUGAGACUUCCUUGGCUUUAAUUGCAAUUUAAGCUGCAAAACUUCCUAUUUGUACCCUCCCCUUUCUCAUCUGUAUCCACCCACCCAUUCAUAGCUCUGUCUCCCUUUUUCCUAGUUCAAAUGUGACUUUUGUGGUGCCAGGGAGAAAAAGAAGAUGCAUUCCUCUGCUUGUACUGCACUUAUGGAAAGGGAAAAGGACACAUUUCUACUAAGAAAACAGCCAGAUCAUUAUUUCCCAAGCUAUUUAACCAAGAAUACUAGCAGUUGUAACACGAUCUGUGGGCCGUAUAUCCCAUAAUAUUUGGGCAUGGACAUGAAGCACAUUAACUUCCUUUGCGGCUGAGCGAGACCAAACUGUGUGGCUCAACGUGGAGGAGCAGCCGGCCGGUGGAUGCCACAUCACGGCGCCCUCUGCACACAAAGGGCCCUGAGCAUGUGGCUGCAGCAGUUUCUCGUGAGUGCCUUGAUCAGCAUUGUGGAUCUUGCUGUCCCCGUCUGCAAACUGGGUCCAGAAGCUCAGGUUCAGUGUCAAACACAAGCAGAAAAUAAAGCAAAAUGUGUGGACAUCAACUUGAGUUCCUGUAAUGAUGUGUCUUAUUCAAAAACAAUUUACCCUAAUCUGCUGUAUCAGAAGUCCAGGGAGGUGAUCGAAUACAGCUCUGAGUAUAUCUUGAUGGGUGUGCUCCAUAACUUGCUACAGGGAGAAUGCAAUCCUGAUCUGAGGCUUCUGAGCUGCUCCAUCAUGGCUCCAAGGUGUGAAGAGGGCAAAAUCGUUAAGCCUUGUCGUAAUGUCUGUGAAACCCUGAGAAAAAAUUGUCUGCCAGCCUUUGAUGCAAUUGACAUGGCUUGGCCCUACUUCUUAGACUGUGAUCGCUUUUUUGUGGAUGAAGUAGAAGGAUGCUUUGAUCCAUUAGCAAAGUUGAGAGGAGAGACAGAAUUUGCAGACGAUGCCGUCAGUGAGUCACCAACAUUUAUUCGGUUCACCCAUCACUCGUUCCCCCAAAUGGUGAGAGAACUGAAAAAGGUAGCAUCCAGAUGUUCCCACAUAGCUAGGAUGUACAGCAUUGGCCGCAGCUUUGAAGGCAAAGACCUCUUUGUCAUUGAGUUUUCCACUCGGCCUGGACACCAUGAAUUGUUCAAGCCAGAGUUCAAAUACAUUGCCAAUAUGCAUGGAAAUGAAGUUGUGGGGAAAGAAUUACUAACCUAUCUUGCCCAGUACCUGUGCUCUGAAUAUAUUCUUGGCAAUGUCAGGAUCCAGACAUUGAUCAACAACACUCGAAUUCAUCUUCUUCCUUCCAUGAAUCCAGAUGGAUAUGAACUUGCAGCAGAAGAGGGAGCUGGCUACAAUGGAUGGACAAAUGGGAGACAAACAGCUCAGAAUCUUGAUCUUAACAGGAACUUUCCAGAUUUGACCUCUGAAUUUUACAGACUCACCAGGAUCAGAGGGGCACGUAUGGACCAUCUUCCCAUUCCACCGUCUUACUGGUGGGGUAAGGUAGCACCAGAGACAAAAGCUGUUAUGAAGUGGAUCAAGUCCAUCCCAUUUGUACUGUCUGCCAGUCUUCAUGGGGGUGAUUUGGUGGUUUCUUAUCCUUUUGAUUAUUCAGUACAUCCCCUGGAAGAGAAAAUGUUCUCCCCUACCCCUGAUGAGAAGAUGUUCAGAUUGCUGUCUAAAACCUAUGCAGAUGCACACCCCAGCAUAUCAGACAAAUCAGAAAUGCGUUGUGGUGGAAAUUUCGUGAAACGAGGUGGUAUCAUAAAUGGUGCUGAGUGGUAUAGCUUUACUGGAGGAAUGGCAGAUUUUAAUUACCUUCACACCAACUGUUUUGAAAUUACUUUGGAGCUUGGAUGUGAGAAAUUUCCUCUGGCUGAAGAACUGUAUUCACUCUGGCAGGAAAACAGAGAAGCCCUUCUGAAAUUAAUGGAAAUGGUUCAUCGUGGAAUAAAAGGAAUUGUAUCUGACAAAUUUGGAAACCCAAUAAAGAAUGCCCGAAUCUCAGUCAAAGGCAUCCGCCAUGGUGUUCUUACAGCUGAUGAUGGAGACUACUGGAGACUUUUGCCACCUGGAACAUACAUUGUCAGUGCUCAGGCUCGUGGCUACACUAAAGUCCUAAAGAAGGUGACGUUACCUUCCAAGAUGAGCAGGGCUGGACGAGUGGACUUUAUCUUGCGACCUCUCAUUGGCAAGCCUCCUCCAAUUGUCCAUGAGCAUUAUGAUCCACUGGAACACUUUGACCCUCAUGCUCAGCAAGAACCAAGAGAAGAUGGAGGGCAAUCCGUCCAGCCAAGAGAAAAACCCUGGUGGUGGUCAUACUUCAGCUCUCUGGAUCAGCAUAAGCCUUUGUGGCUACUUAAGCAUCAGUAGACUGUUUUAUGUUGCACUCUAAACCUGAACACAGUACCUGUUAAUUGUAUUUCCAGUGUUACUCUGGAUGCUAAUGGAAGUAUUUGGAUCUGAUUCAUCUGUUCAUAUAACAUUGUCUUGCUAGUUUUUUUUCUUUACAUUUUCUUUAUUUCUCUGCCUACAAAAAUGUAUAUUAAAAUUAGUAUGCACUUAAA
Varanus komodoensis (Komodo dragon) is the source of this 3224-nucleotide messenger RNA. It is a transcript of the gene CPZ, whose product is annotated as carboxypeptidase Z. Gene Ontology annotation, molecular function: zinc ion binding; metallocarboxypeptidase activity; protein binding. NCBI's taxonomy places the organism in Eukaryota, Metazoa, Chordata, Lepidosauria, Squamata, Varanidae. The transcript is spliced from 12 exons. The record is from RefSeq and is a predicted model, not a curated record. Gene Ontology annotation, biological process: proteolysis. The coding region runs from base 1057 to 3030 and encodes 657 amino acids.